Messenger RNA from Erigeron canadensis, 2568 nucleotides. RefSeq names its product protease 2-like. Gene Ontology annotation, biological process: proteolysis. The transcript is spliced from 11 exons. Bases 98 to 2314 code for a protein of 738 amino acids. The record is from RefSeq and is a predicted model, not a curated record. Gene Ontology annotation, cellular component: cytosol. Gene Ontology annotation, molecular function: serine-type endopeptidase activity. Lineage: Eukaryota; Viridiplantae; Streptophyta; Magnoliopsida; Asterales; Asteraceae.
AAGUGCGAAAAUUAUCUAAGAAAGAAGACUGUACAGUAAGGCUGGGAAAAGUGAGAAGAAAUACUAAAAUGUUUAUCAAUUGUGCAAUCGGCCCAAAAUGAACCUGGGAAUCUCUCCCUUAUCUCACACAUUAUUAUUAAUAAGAAAUAGUAAUAGAAGAAAUAUUAUCAUCCGCACAACUGUCAUGGCUGCUCCUCAGCCUCCGGUGGCUAAGAAAGUGAAACACGAGAUGGAAAAGUUCGGAGAUGUGAGGGUCGACAAUUACUAUUGGCUACGCGAUGAUUCGCGCUCUAAUCCCCAAGUUCUCUCGUAUCUUCAUCAAGAAAAUUCUUACACUGAUUCCAUUAUGUCUGGAACCAAACAGUUGGAAGAUCAGAUAUAUGCCGAGUUAAGAGGCCGCAUCAAAGAGGAUGACAUAUCUGCACCUCUACGCAAAGGGCCUUAUUACUAUUACGAGCGGACUUUGGAGGGGAAGGAGUAUGUACAGCAUUGCCGCCGCCUUGUAGAAAAUGGUGCACCCGUGCCAUCUGUUGAUGAUAUAAUGCCAACAGGACCAGAAGCUUCUCCAGAACAUGUGAUUUUGGAUGAAAAUGUCAAUGCUAAAGAUCACGCAUACUAUAGCAUUGGUGCUUUUAAGGUCAGUCCAAAUCAUAAAUUAGUAGCUUAUGCUGAAGACACUAAAGGAGAUGAGAUCUAUACCAUUUAUGUUAUGAAUGCCGAGACUCGUUUACCAGUGGGUGAGCCAUUGGUUGGCGUAACAGACUAUUUUGAAUGGGUUGGUGAUGAUGCUUUGCUAUACAUCUCCAUGGAUGACAUUCUGAGACCAUAUAAGGUUUGGUUUCAUAAGUUGGGUACAAAUCAAUCAACUGAUGCAUGUCUUUAUCACGAAUUGGAUGAUACAUUUUCUCUAGAUCUUGAAGCUUCCGAGAGCAAACGAUAUUUGUUUGUCGGAUCUGAAAGCAAAACUACAAGGUCUAUUUUCUAUUUGGAUAUGUCAAAGCCUGAGAAAGGCCUUAUGGUUUUGACACCUCGAGCAGAGGGCAUUGAUACAUCCAUCAGCCACCGUGGUAAUCAUUUUUUCAUUAAAAGGAGGAGUGAGGAGGCCUUCAAUUCAGAACUAUUAGCCUGUCCACUGGACGAUGUAAAUGCAACUACAGUUCUACUUCCUCACAGAGAAAGUGUAAAAAUACAGGACAUAAGUCUUUUUAGUGACCACCUUGUUGUUUAUGAGCGUGAAGAGGGUCUACCACGGGUAACCGUUUUUUUUCUUCCAGCUGUUGGUGAACCACUUCACACUCUCCAAGGUGGCCGUGCUGUAGAUUUUAUUGAUCCUGUUUAUUCAGUAAAGCCGGCAGAGUCACAAUUUUUUUCGAGUGUAUUGCGGUUUCAAUAUAGCUCUCUGAGAAUCCCCCCUUCUACAUACGAUUAUGAUAUGCGUACAGGUGUUUCAGUUUUGAAGAAAGUUGAAACAGUACUCGGUGGUUAUGAUGCCGCAAAGUAUGUAACCAAAAGAGAGUGGGCAAUUGCUCAAGAUGGCACUCAUGUUCCUAUAUCAAUUGCCUAUCAAAAGGAUCUGGUCAAGCUUGACGGGUCAGAUCCUUUGUUACUUUAUGGCUAUGGAUCAUACGAGAUAUGUGUGGAUCCUAGUUUCAAAGCAUCAAGGUUGUCUUUGUUGGACCGUGGUUUUAUAUAUGCAAUUGCCCACAUUCGUGGUGGUGGAGAAAUGGGGAGAAAGUGGUAUGAAAACGGAAAAUAUCUACAAAAAAUGAAUACUUUCACAGAUUUUAUUGACUGUGCAGAGUAUCUAAUAAAGAGGAAAUAUUGUACGAAAGAAAAAUUGUCCAUAUAUGGAGGAAGUGCAGGAGGGUUGCUUAUUGGUGCUGUUCUAAAUAUGCGACCUGAUUUAUUUAAGGCAGCUGUAGCUGGAGUACCGUUUGUAGAUGUCGUGACUACAAUGCUUGAUCCAACAAUUCCUUUAACAACAGCAGAAUGGGAGGAGUGGGGUGAUCCUCGUAAAGAAGAGUUUUAUUUCUACAUGAAAUCAUAUUCACCAGUUGACAAUGUAAAAGCUCAAAAUUACCCGGCCAUACUUGUUACUGCUGGAUUAAAUGAUCCACGUGUACUUUAUUCUGAACCUGCUAAGUUUGUUGCCAAGUUGAGAGAGAUGAAAACGGACAAGAAUGUGUUGUUGUUUAAAUGUGAGAUGGGUGCUGGCCAUUUCUCCAAGUCGGGAAGGUUUGAGAAGCUCCAAGAAGAUGCCUUUAUCUAUACAUUCAUUCUAAAGAUUAUGAACAUGGUCUCUGCGCUUGAUUAAAGUCAUGUUGCAUUAAGGCUGAAAAUCAUAAGAGGGGAGCGGCGUUUAUCAUAAGUCCAAAAUUUCGGAUCUCUACAUUCAUUUUUCUAUUAUUGAAACAAAAAAUAUGUAACUUGUUACCGAGAAUGUAUUAGGAGGAUUAUUAGGUUAUUUAGUUAGAAGGAUUUAUAAUUUUCCAAAUAUUAAAUUUUUAGUUUGUUAUUUCUCUAAAGUAUAACAUGACUAGUUUAUAAUGAUACUGAAGUUAGCAUCAA